Messenger RNA from Scylla paramamosain (green mud crab), 1564 nucleotides. RefSeq names its product proton-coupled amino acid transporter-like protein pathetic. Gene Ontology annotation, biological process: amino acid transmembrane transport. Lineage: Eukaryota; Metazoa; Arthropoda; Malacostraca; Decapoda; Portunidae. Gene Ontology annotation, molecular function: L-amino acid transmembrane transporter activity. The coding region runs from base 63 to 1475 and encodes 470 amino acids. The transcript is spliced from 10 exons. The record is from RefSeq and is a predicted model, not a curated record.
GCAUCACUCCAGCCGUUGAUAUCAAGGAACAAGAUGGCUGGGGAGGAGGUCCUGAGCUCAACAUGGAGGUCGGAAGAGGAGGAGGAGGAGGAGGAGGAGGAGGAGGAGGAGGAGGAGGAGGAGGAGGAGGAGGAGGAGGAGGCAGCGUGGAGGAGGGGGGAGGGGAAGGCCGCCCCCCGAAGAUCGCAGCCCCUGAAAGAGAUCUGGAGCAUCCGACCAAUAACUGCGAGACCCUUAUUCACGUACUGAAGGGAAACGUGGGCACUGGUCUCCUUGCAAUGCCAGAAGCCUUUAAACAUGCUGGCUUAUGGGUUGGCUUCCUUGGCAUCCCUAUCAUGGGUUUGGUCUGUAUCCACUGCAUGCACGUCCUGCUGAAGUGUUCCCGGGAGCUGUGCAGGAGAACCCAACACUCUUCUCUUAGUUAUGAGGAGACUGCUAAGAUGGCUUUUGCUGCGGGGCCUGAAAAAUGCCAGCGAUGGGCGAAUGUAGUCGGGUACACCAUUACAACCUUCCUGAUCAUAACACAGAUGGGAUUUUGCUGCGUUUACUUCGUGUUUGUGGCCCAGAACUUGAUGCAGGCGGUGCGAGGGAUAACAGGAGGAGACGCCAUAUCUGACCUCGCAUGCAUGGCUCUUCUCAUCGUCCCAAUGCUUCUCGUCUGUUAUAUUCCUGACCUCAAGUACCUUGCGCCCGUGUCACUGAUAGCGGGAACAAUACAAAUAGUAGGCCUUGGAAUCUGUCUAUAUUACAUGGUCAGAGACUUACCUGAAAUUAGUGAAGAACUACCUGCUUUUGGCGGGUGGGCAGGCCUCCCCAUGUACUUUGGGUCUGCUGUUUAUGCUUUUGAAGGCAUUGGUUUGGUACUACCCCUGGAGAACAACAUGAGGACCCCCCAGGCUUUCGGGGGAUUUAAUGGCGUCCUCAACACAGCCAUGAUGGUGGUCGUGUGUUUGUAUGCCGGCUUUGGGUUCUUCGGGUACCUCACGUAUGGCUCAGCUGUGCAAGGCUCCAUCACACUCAACCUUCCCUUCGAUGACGCACUAGCCCAGGCGGUGAAGAUCUUAAUGGCGUUGGCUGUGUUCCUGUCGUACCCCCUGCAGAUGUACGUUCCCUAUGAGAUUUUGACUCCCUCUAUCCUUGAAAAAUUUGCCCCGGAACACAAUUCAUCAGCGGCAAGGAGGCGUCUAAUUGAAUAUGUCUUUAGAACCGCGUGUGUUUUGUUUACCUUUGUCCUUGCAGCGGCCAUACCAAACAUAGGACUCUUCAUAUCACUAGUGGGCGCCGUCAGCUCAUCAACUCUCGCCCUUAUAUUCCCGCCAAUAGUGGAGACAGUGACCUUCUGGCCUGACACAGGGCGGUACCAUUGGAGAGCUGUCAAGUGCCUGCUGAUUGCUGUGUUUGGGUUCCUUGGGUUUGUGACAGGAACCAUAACAAGCGUUCAGGGAAUUAUUGACAUGUUUGUGAAUGGUAGUUAACUGUCUGUGUGUGUGUGUGUGUGUGUGUGUGUGUGUGUGUGUGUGUGUGUGUGUGUGUGUGUGUGUGUGUGUGUGUGUGUGUGUGUGUG